Messenger RNA from Oreochromis niloticus (Nile tilapia), 4053 nucleotides. It is a transcript of the gene fez2b, whose product is annotated as fasciculation and elongation protein zeta 2b. The record is from RefSeq and is a predicted model, not a curated record. Lineage: Eukaryota; Metazoa; Chordata; Actinopteri; Cichliformes; Cichlidae. Gene Ontology annotation, cellular component: cytoplasm; axon. The transcript is spliced from 10 exons. Bases 124 to 1314 code for a protein of 396 amino acids.
CGCGGCUCGGCCCGCCCACCCCGCUUCUCCUCUGUGUCUCCUUCUCGCAGUCUGGUCGAGAGUCAAAGCCGAAAGCAGAGAGAACAUCGACGGUUCUAACUGAACCGAGAAUCCACGGCAGUCAUGGCGGCGCCGUUAGCCCACUUUGAUGAGGACUGGCAGGACUUUAACGAAUUCAAGCCGUCCUCGGACGCGGUCGACCCAUUGGACAAGCUGAACUCAAACGUGGGCGAUUCGUCGGGCCUAGACGAUUUCUCGGAUCUGGACAACAGUUUCUCUGGGGAGAUCUGCAGCUUCAAGUCGAUGGAGGACCUUGUCCACGACUUCGAUGAGAAGCUCACAGUGUGUUUCCGAAACUACAACACUACGACGGAAAACAUAGCUCCCAUUAAACCUAUCACCGAGGAUAAUUACUUGAAAGACGACGAGGUGUGGAACGCUCUGACGGAUAACUACGGCAAUGUGAUGCCGGUGGACUGGAAGACAUCUCACACUCGCUCCUUACACCUGCCUACCCUCAACCUCACCAAACACGAGAAGUUGGAUAACCAAUCUUUAGAUCUGUCUGACGAUGAGGAGCUGAGGGAGCAGAUGGACAUGCACUCAAUCAUUGUCUCGUGCAUCAACGACGAGCCGCUUUUCACAGCCGAGCAGGUGAUUGAGGAGAUAGAGGAGAUGAUGCAGGAGUCUCCAGACCCAGAGGACGAUGAGAGUCCUUCACAGUCCGACUUGUCCAUGCUCUCUCAAGACCUUAAUGCUCUGAAACGCUCCGGCUCCAACACCAGCUACGAGGACCGGCUGCGUCACAUGUCCGUGUCAGAGCUGACUGAGACUCUGGAGGAAGUGGAGGCGGCCAUUCGUCGCUACAGUGAGGAGCUGAUCCAGGCUCUGGCUCUGCGAGAUGAAUUGGACUAUGAAAAGGAGGUGAAGAACAGCUUCAUCUCACUGCUCAUUGAAGUGCAGAACAGACAGAAGGAGCACCGCGAGCUGCUGCGGAAGAAGAAGAAAAUCCGUCACACGACUACGACGGGGCCCAACGGCCAGAGGAUGACCAGCACGCACAUACCCGGCACGCUCCUCACUGUGGAGGGACUCUCCAAUAUCAUUCAAAAUGGCCUCCGUCAAACUUUUGGCAACACAGGAGGGGACAAACAGUACCUGACCACAGUGAUCCCUUAUGAGAAGAAAGCAGGCCCCCCGUCUGUAGAAGAUCUCCAGAUCCUCACAAAGAUCCUCCAUGCCAUGAGGGAUGACAGUGACAAGGUACCUGCCCUCCUAACAGACUACAUUCUCAAAGUCCUCUGUCCCACGUAAAGUCAAAGGCGACACUCCUGUUUCCAGAACCAUCCACUGGACCAUCAGAAGAGGGUUCUGGUAAUCCAGGAAAAACCCACAAAGUGGCCCCCAGUUUCCACAUCAUAGACUUUCUUUCCUUGUGGUACUUUUUUAAAAAACUCUGUUGAUCCUAGGAUUUUAACUCUCCUUGACUCGUAUAUUCCAUUGUAACUUUUAACUUUUUAAUGCUUGAGUACUACAUCCCUGCGUAUAUUCUGACUGCAUGAUAACUUGUCUAUAGAUGCCAGUAAUCAGUAUUAGUCUGAACACCUCACUUCCUGGUUUGUCCGGGCUUUUGUGAACAGUCAGGAAAAUAACAAGGUGUAACUCGCGUGCACCGUCAUCAAGCUCGUGUGAGGCGAAAUUUGCAUCCGUGUUGUUCAUGCCUGACAGGAAAAACACAUCCGGGCAGAAUCUGUGAAUCUCAAAGUGCCAGGCAAGUCGUCUUAUGAAGUCCUGUUUUGUUAUUUCCUUGUUAGGAAUCCAUUGCAUUAAUGGCAUUUGUUGAUGGUUGCACAUCAUGACGACGUCUUAAGGUUGAAAACUGCUUGGUGAGGAUCAAGGAACAAACCCUUUAAUUUAAAAAUGCAAAACUGUAGGUAGUGAUGUUGUUGCAUGUUGCUUUGGGGUUUGCACUCGAUAGUAGCUGUUAGCUGAAUGUUAAGAUGAAAUAUUUUGUAUAUGAUGAAAGAAAUUGCACAGUUUGGGGAACUUUUUUUUAAAUGGGGAAAAAAAGUGGAAAGACUCAAAGUCGUAGCUGGAUGAACAAAUAUGUAAAGCAUAUUUUUGGAUAAGGGGAUGUUUUUAGUGAGAUAAGGGACUUUGUAAUCAUUUUGUAAAUCUAGUCUGUUGACCUCUGAGCCCUCAAGUAGUAACCUCCCCAUCCCCACCAAUGUCAUCACUUCCCCACGAGGUGUCAUUUCACGAGUCUGCAGAUACCUCAUGUGCUAGUUCAGCAUUAGUGGAAACCAGUCUGUCUGAUUGUAUGUUAGCUUGGUGUUGUAGCUCAAAUGAAGUCAGAUUUGGUAAAUAGUUAAGCAUCUGUUAUUAGUUGUGGCAUUUUUAAAUCAGUCUCUUACAUCUUUAGCGCUUAAAUUUUAGUGGUAGCACUUUACUCCGUCAGUGAUCUGAUCGUGUGCAGUCGUAGCACAGAGUACGUCUCAGUAGAUUAGUGUGUGGUGAAGCUUAGAAAACAGAGCUGAGGUGAACAAAGAUGCUAACAUGCAUUUAUUUCCCAAGGGGCACUCCCCUGAGUUUACAUUACCAUCAGCUUGUGGAUCAUGAAUCAGCCAGCAAAACUGCUGUGUAAUGUCUUCGGCGGCUCUGGAGAACCUUUAACAUGAUGUCACCGAGUUUAUUUCAUCCCAGGCUUGAGAAAACCUUCAGGAUCUGCACUAGGACUAAAAGUCUGGGCUUUCUUCCAAGUCUUUCUGGAAGUGCAAUAGUUACUGGCAGGAGUUGCCCCUCUAAAACCAACCGCGUCUUCAGCAAGUUGGCACGCUAACGUUCGAAACACCAGCCGCUACAGGUGCACCACACACUGUCAGAUCAGGUCUAGCCUAGCUCUCAGGUACGAUCAUCAGUGUUAGUAGUUUAAAUCAUCCUCAGAAAGUUGCUGACAUUCCUGAGUCGUCUUUUAGCAGCUAGACUUGGAGCUUGGUGCACUUCUAUCUUAGAAAUGUUCUCAUGCAUAGCAGCCACUCGGCUGAACCCGCUCAGAAUCAUGUAGUACGCUCUGCAGUCAUAGCAGCAGCUGUAGCGUAGGUAAAGACAUCUGUAGAGGCUGCAGUAGCAUCUGCUUGUUGUAGGGGUCUUCUUAUAAAAGCAUAGCUGUGGUUAACACGUCUGUCUUUUACUGGGUAAGAAUCGAACGCCUCGCUCUGGAAAGGGGAGUGAUGAAGAUGAUGAAUGUCGGGGAAGAUUGCACAAACGGUUGCUUAAAUGAAUAGGGGGGCAUUUAUUUUGUAAAGGAAGUCAAAAGCUUGUUAGUGCUGUGUUAAAACUAUUUAUAUGUAACCUGUUUCUACUUUUGCCAGCUAAGAAAACAUUCACAACCAAGCAUGUGCUGCAUGCACUAUAGUGUUGCAAACACAUUUCUUAUGGUUAAUGAUUUGUCUGUUUAGGAGCAUAUGGAUAUUAGAUUAAAGGGACAAGCAGAGAAACCUGUUAUGAUUUUAACUCUUAGAAAGUAAUCUGAAGUCCUAAAAUCAGAGGCAGCGAAAUACUUAAAUCAUAUCUUGAAAGGCGUCUAUUGAUUUGUCAUAAUCUGGUUAGUAAAGUACUUAAAUUAAACUAGCUUUUAAUGCCAUCUGUGUAAAUAAAUUACUGAUUUAUGACAUGGCAGUCAGCACAGAGGUCGCUGAAAGAUCUCGUCUCAGGCCAGAGCCUCUCAUCCAGCCUGCUCAGCAGACAUAUCAGUUCAACUACAAAUUUAGAGAUUUAUAUUUAUACAUGUACAACAAGCAAUGAAAUAAGAGGCUGCCUUUGUAAAUGCCUGAAAAUCUUUGUACAGUUAACAAAUAACUCCUUUUUUUUUAAUGCAAUAUAAUUCCCCAGUUUGGGGUUUUAUGUUUACUGUCUCAUGUGGUACUGCAUUAUAUUAAUUUAUUAUGUAAAUGUUUGUUUUGUAACCAUAUUAUUGACUGUAAUGGUACAAGUGUUUUGUGCCCUCAUUGCAUUGCAACCCAUUACAAAAUAAAAACUAGAAUUACCUCCUCA